This is a messenger RNA of Candidula unifasciata, 474 nucleotides long. The record is from the annotation of a GenBank genome assembly. Lineage: Eukaryota; Metazoa; Mollusca; Gastropoda; Stylommatophora; Geomitridae.
AUGCCCAGAAGCAGGAGUAGAACUCCGCCUUCAAAACGUGACAGACGAAGGUCAAGAUCUCGUUCAAGGGAGCGCAGGCAUCGCAAGAAAAGAAGUAGAUCCAGAUCACCCAGAUAUAGAUCACCCCCAAGGCACAGAUCAAGGUCCAUAUCUCCCAGAAGGAGGUCGCCAGUUAGAUCUCCAUCACAUAAGCGAUCACGGGAAAGGUCUCGUGAAAGAGAAAAGGAACCACACAGGAUAGAGAAAAUUGUUCUGUCUGAUUCAGAAGAGAUUGAUGAGUCCAAAAUGGAAGGCCUGGACGAAGAACAAAUGGCCAUGAUGAAGCUAAUGGGUUUUGCUACCUUUGACAGCACAAAGGGCAAGAAAGUGGAAGGCAACGAGUUGUCUGCUGUAAACUUGCAAAGGAAGAGAAGAUACAGGCAGUACAUGAACAGAAGAGGAGGUUUCAAUCGCCCACUGGAUUUUGUAGCCUAA